ACCUUCCCAACGCAAAAACCCUAUGCCCUGCUAACCGCUAAGUUGAGGUUGUACAUAGCUCACUGCUCAAAUUGGAAAACCCACACCUCUUUUUCUUCCCCCAUUUCCCCUUAAUCUCUCCCUGAAUUCCAAAUCCUGAAAAGGGUCCAAACCCCUUAAUCUCCUCUCCACCUCCCACUCUCCCCUCCAAAAAAAAAGAAAAAAGAAAAAAAGAACAUAGUUUGCUGUAUAGAUAUCCACCACAUUUGCCUACAUCAGUAGUAAAAAUGGAUCGAGAACAGCAGUGGCUCAUCAGUUGCUUGAAUGCCACUCUGGAUACUGAUCAGAAAGUCCGGUCCCUUGCUGAAGCCUCUCUUCACCAGGUCUCCCUUCAAGCAGGCUUUGGAAGUGCGUUAUCCAAAGUUGCUGCAAACAGGGAGCUAUCACCAGGGCUGCGUCAGUUAGCUGCUGUUCUUCUAAAGCAAUUCAUUAAGAAACAUUGGGAUGAAGAUGAAGAAUCUUUUGAGCAUCCUGUUGUUUCAAAUGAUGAGAAGGCCACGAUACGUAGACUUCUCCUGGCUUCAGUAGAUGAUCCUCAUAAAAAAAUCUGCACUGCAGUUAGUGUGGCUGUUGCAUCUGUUGCUCAUUAUGACUGGCCAGAGGAUUGGCCGGACCUUUUACCAUUUCUUUUGAAGCUGAUGAAUGAGCAGAAUAAUGUGAAUGCUGUACAUGGGGCUUUAAGAUGUUUGGCUCUUCUCUCUGCAGACUUGGAUGAUAAGAUGGUGCCAAAACUCUUGCCUGUUUUAUUCCCUUGUUUGCAUGCAAUUAUAUCCUCUCCUCAGGUGUAUGACAAAUCCCUUCGCUUAAAGGCUUUUUCCAUAGUAUAUUCUUUUACCUCUGUUCUUGGGAGUAUGAGUGGUGUAUAUAAGGCAGAAACAACUGCUUUGAUGUCAGAAAUGCUUCAGCUAUGGUUAGAUCAGUUUUGUGUUGUCCUUAGACCUCCAGUACAUUCUGAAGACCCUGAUGACUGGAGCAUCAGAAUGGAGGUUUUGAAGUGCUUGAAUCAGUUCCUACAGAAUUUCCCAAGCCUCAUGGAAACUCAAUUUACUGUGAUCUUGGGGCCACUCUGGCAGACCUUUGUAUCUUCACUAGGAGUAUAUGAACGAGCAUCAAUUGAAGGUGCAGAAGAUUCUUAUGAUGGAAGAUAUGAUUCUGAUGGUUCGGAGAAAAGCCUAGAAUCCUAUGUUAUGCAGUUAUUUGAGACCCUGUUGACCAUAGUGGGUAGCAAGAAGUUUGGAGAGGUUGUUGCAAAUAAUGUGAAGGAGUUGGUGUACUAUACCGUUUCCUUUAUGCAGAUGACUGAACAACAGGUCCAUACGUGGUCUCUGGAUGCUAAUCAGUAUGUCGCUGAUGAGGAUGACAACACUUAUAGUUGUCGUGUGUCUGGUGCACUUCUCAUUGAGGAGGUGAUUAGUUCUUUUGGUGCUUUGGGCAUAGAUGCUGUGCUUGAUUCUGCAAAAAGAAGAUUUAGCGAGUCCCAAGCAGAGAAAGCUGCUGGUGCUGCUAGUUGGUGGAGGAUGCGCGAAGCUACCCUUUAUGCUCUGUCUGCUGUAUCAGAACAUUUGCUUGAGGCAGAGGAUUCUGGAGUUUCAGAAGUCAGUCUAGGAAAUGUUAUGGAGCAAAUAUUCAUAGAAGACAUGGCAACAGGGGUGCAUGAGUAUCCUUUUCUUUAUGCUCGUCUGUUUUCAGCAGUUGCAAAGUUCUCCUCUGUGAUCAAAAGUAAUGUUGUAGAGCAUUUCUUAGUUGCUGGUAUCAAGGCAGUUGGCAUGGAUGUGCCCCCACCUGUGAAAGUUGGUGCCUGUCGUGCACUCUCGCAGCUUUUGCCUGAUGUAAAAAGUGAAGUGCUUCAGCCUCUUAUAUUGGAGUUAUUUUCAUCACUCACCAAUCUACUUAACCAGGCCUCCGAUGAAACCAUGCAUCUAGUACUUGAAACAUUACGAGCAGCAGCUACGGCAGGUCAUAAAGCAUUAGUUUCGAUAGAACCUGUUCUCUCUCCAAUUAUUCUUACCAUGUGGGCUUCACAUGUUUCUGACCCUUUCAUCAGCAUAGAUGCAAUUGAGGUUUUGGAGGCCAUAAAGAAUGCUCCUGGUUGUAUCCAUCCCUUAGUUUCUCGUGUUUUACCCUAUACUACACCAAUUCUCAAUAAACCACAUCAGCAGCCGGAUGGUUUAGUUGCUGGUUCUCUUGAUCUUCUGACAAUGUUAUUAAAGAAUGCUCCUAGUGAUGUUGUACGAGCAAUUUUUGAAGUUUCUUUUGAUUCCAUCACUCGAAUAGUCCUUCAAAGUGAUGACCAUAGUGAGAUGCAGAAUGCAACUCAGUGCUUGGCAUCCCUUGUUUCCGGUGGGAAAGAAGAAUUACUUAUGUGGGGUGGAGAUCCUGGGUUCGCAAUGAGAAGUUUGCUUGAUGUAGCUUCAAGGUUGCUAGAUCCUAAUCUUGAAAGCUCUGGCUCACUCUUUGUUGGCUCUUUCAUUUUGCAACUUAUCCUACAUCUUCCUUCACAAAUGGCAUUGCAUAUCAGAGACCUGGUUGUUGCUCUUAUUAGGCGCAUGCAGUCUUCUGAGAUUGCUGGACUCAGAAGCUCAUUGCUCCUUAUUUUUGCUAGACUGGCCCAUAUGAGUGUCCCAAACGUUGAAAAGUUUAUUGAUUUGCUGGUCUCAAUUCCAGCUGAAGGCCAUAAAAACUCCUUUGCUUAUGUGAUGUCUGAGUGGACUAGACAGCAAGGGGAAAUUUUGGGGGCAUACCAGAUCAAAGUAACCACCACCGCAUUGGCUUUGCUAUUAUCCACCAGGCAUGCUGAAUUGGAAAAGAUUGAUGUCCAGGGCCACCUAGUUAAGUCUAAUGCAGGAAUAAUUACUCGUUCAAGAGCUAAACUAGCUCCAGAUCACUGGACACUGAUGCCGCUUCCUGCAAAGAUACUAGCUUUAUUGGCAGAUGCUCUGAUUGAAAUUCAAGAACAAGUUGUGGAUGAUGAUGAAGAGGAUAGUGAUUGGGAGGAGGUUCAGACUGGAGAUGCUGGGAUUGAUCAAGAGUUGCUUUAUUCAGCUAGUGCCACAUCACAUAGUAGACCUACACAUAAGUAUCUUGAUGCAAUGGCAAAGGCUUUCAAUGAGGAUGAUGAGGAUUGUGAAGAUGAGUUCCUCAGUGGUGCUGACCCCCUUAAUGAGAUUAAUCUGGUCAACUAUCUUGUGGACUUCUUAGUCAACUUCUCUCAGAACAAUAGGCCAUUUUUUAAUAACCUUCUGCAGAGUUUAUCUACGGCUCAACAGAAUGCUAUUCAAACAGUGCUGAACCGAUGACCUUAAUAUAUUGAUUGAUGUCAGCAUUGGGGUUAUUCUGUUUUCCCAAGUGCUGCUUCCUGUAGAUUAGCGAGUUUGGGUUUGUACAUCGAAAUUUCUCCUUUGUUAGAUUGUGCUUGGGCUGAUUCAAUUUUGUACUUGAUUUACUAUUUUGCAACAAUGCAUCAGAUGGAAAGCGUCUAUUUAAUUGUGUAAUUGAACUUUAGCAUAAAUGUAAUGUGCGUCAGACUUGCCAGACAAAGGGCAUAUUUAUUAUUCUGAAGUAUAUUUCAGGUGCCAAGCAAAAUUGGAGACUGACUGAAAAAAUGCAAGUUUAGAUGGUAUUUACCUC
Molecule: messenger RNA, 3666 nt
Organism: Coffea eugenioides
Lineage: Eukaryota; Viridiplantae; Streptophyta; Magnoliopsida; Gentianales; Rubiaceae
Product: importin-9
Exons: 33
Coding region: 267-3335 (1022 amino acids)
Biological process (GO): protein import into nucleus
Cellular component (GO): nuclear envelope; cytosol
Molecular function (GO): small GTPase binding
Source: RefSeq, a predicted model, not a curated record